AUACUGGUGAGCUCCGUUCAGCCCGCAACUUUGUCCCUCUGUGGAUCGAUCGUUACCAGCAUUUGUUGUGACUGUUUUAGGAUAUUAGGACUUAUAGCCGAGCAAAACAUGAAGCGAAGAGCUUGGUCCGAAGCACAAAUGCAUUCAUAUGGGAAGCAAGACCAAUUCUACCAAUCUGAUGCCAUCAACUUAAACGAAACUAUUCCAGCAAAUCAACCACCCUGUGAUAUUCGAGGAUGGGCCAUAACGUUUGUUCGCAGACUCUAUCGGCAAGCAUGGUUUCGGCUGGUCUACAUGAUUUGUAUUCUUUCCUGCUCGUUUGUGAGUAUGUUCCUCAGCUGGAUGAUUUUUCGCGACGCUGUCCUUCAGCAACCUGGCCUAGUUUAUGACCGAACGCCCCUUUUCAUCUUAGUUAUUCUAUUCAUACUAAAUACCGCGGAAAUGAUAUUCUUCGGAAUAGACGUUGCAGUGUGGGUCAAUACCCUCUGGAACGAACCGGAUGCGUGGUUUUUUGUGGAUAUUGCAAAUGUGCUCAAUAUAUUCCUGUCGGAAAUUCCCAUUGGAAUUAUGAAUGCUUACCUGAGUGCAUGUCACGAAUCGACUGUUUCGGUCAGUAUUUUGGUGAAGGCUUCGACGUUGGUGUGCUAUAUUCUUGUCCGUUUCCUCACAUUCACCACCGUUUACCUAUUAGAAUCCACAGACGAUGGCUACGUAGAUGUUGAAAGAUUUAUAAACUCUGAAUCCGAAAACGAAUCCGAGAACGGGACCAAACAAGACAUAUUGGCAAGACAACUGGAGAACACACCAAAGCCACAAUGUUUUGAUGUCCUGAAUACAUUAAAGCUACGCCGAUUUUGGUUGCUGAUUCGUGUUUUCAUCAUCCUAGGAUUCUUCAUCAUGUUGGUUACAAACAUCUUGAUCUUCAAGUUCACCUUUGUACAAACGUACAGGGGCCAUCUUGAAUGGCGCCGUGUAACUCCGAAUUCGAAUGGUACAUUGGAGGACACCAUGGCAGAAAGAUAUUUCCAUGACGUGGAAAUAUUCCUCAGGGAAACUGAGUUUCCCACAAACAAAUGGCUUCACCUAGUUAGCUUAGAAAAGCUGAUAGGCCUUCAGAACAGAGGUAUUGUGGAACAUAUUGCACUGAAUUACCUCAAGUCCAAAAGUCAAAUGUACGCUGUGUUUUCGCAGCUAAUCAAGUAUCCAAACUCAACGACGGAAACCUCAAUGACUUGCUGGAAUGUAGUUGACAUAGACAAGUUCAAAGAAAAAGCCUGCAGUGAUAUAUUCACCCCGAAUGGAAAUGCUCAGGAGGUCAUCAGACUAAAAAGUUUGAAAAUUCAAUUUACCUACGUCCCGCCUUCUAGUACACGACAUUUAGGUGCAGUGUUUUACAACGCCUCAAGAACGGAUAAAAGCGGCAAAAUCUUCCAGGAUAUUUCCCUCACCAUGAAGUACUUCCAAAAUACCAUCGCACACAAUUUGGCCCGCUCCAAAGGCCUAUCGGAGGAUGACGCCGCACGCAAUCAUGAUGGGUGGACUAGCGGACCGUUUCGUCCAUUGGAUCUGUUUCUUACCGAAGGAGGAAUAUACAGCAAAUAUGACCUGAGUAGUGGUGAUCUGAUCCCGGUCAGGAACAUAUGGAAGACGGGCUUUGCUAUGUGCCCCUCAACUGCACCAGAUGGUCCUUUGCGCCUCUCAACUCUGGUUGACUAAAAAUGUUCUUGUUUGUCACUCCUGAUGUUCGUUGCUGUCACGCAGCCGUUACCCAUAU
Opisthorchis viverrini is the source of this 1774-nucleotide messenger RNA. RefSeq lists its product as hypothetical. The transcript has 2 exons. Lineage: Eukaryota; Metazoa; Platyhelminthes; Trematoda; Opisthorchiida; Opisthorchiidae. The annotation marks the transcript as partial. The record is from RefSeq and is a predicted model, not a curated record.